GUGUGAUAUACAGCACAACAACAAUUGAAGCAAACCAUAACCUCACUCAACGGUAGUACAUAAAUUUCAUUGAUUGUUGCUGUCAAUACACUGCUGUCAAGCGACAGGCACAUAACCUUAGUUUGUAAUUUGGAAAAAACAACUGCACUAUUCUAAAAUAUUACCAAAUACAACGUUGACUUUUCUUUUAUUCUUUCAUUAAAAGAAACGAAAAUGUAUCGAUCAAUUCUCGGACACGCACAAAAGUUGAUGGCAUUCGCAACAUCACAAAAUCAAUUAUUGCCGAAACGGAUGAUCCAUGUAUCGGCUGUAUGUAAUAAAACUCAAUCGGGAAAAUAUAAAAAAACACCAAAAUCUGAUCGACCAUUGACAUAUGAAAUGGCGAAUCCACCUUGGUUCAUUGCCACUCGAAAAUCUUGGAAUUCGUGGAAUUGUUCGAAUCUGGAGGACGGAUUACGGCCAAAACAAACAGCAGUCGAAGAUAUGUUUAUUCGAAAGUUUAUCGUCGGAACAUUUCCGACAUUGGUUUGCAGUGAAGUUAUCAUAAAGCGACAAUUCAAUCAUAUUCGUAUUUCAUUUCUUUUCCGUCGUGCUAUUACACCAUCUAAAUACUACUUUUUGAUCGGCUUUAGCGAAGAACUUUUAUCAUAUUGGUUGCAAUGUCCAGUCACACUCGAAAUUCAAUCAGUUGAACGGCAUCAAGAUAUUAUUUUCAAAUAUGUUUAAAUUUACACCAUGUUAUGUAGACAUACAAUAAAAAGUAGCAUUUUUUUCUAAAUAUCGAAA
Contarinia nasturtii (swede midge) is the source of this 786-nucleotide messenger RNA. It is a transcript of the gene mRpS24, whose product is annotated as 28S ribosomal protein S24, mitochondrial. Gene Ontology annotation, biological process: translation. Gene Ontology annotation, cellular component: mitochondrion. Bases 214 to 726 code for a protein of 170 amino acids. The record is from RefSeq and is a predicted model, not a curated record. NCBI's taxonomy places the organism in Eukaryota, Metazoa, Arthropoda, Insecta, Diptera, Cecidomyiidae. The transcript is spliced from 3 exons.